Molecule: messenger RNA, 807 nt
Organism: Triticum turgidum subsp. durum (durum wheat)
Lineage: Eukaryota; Viridiplantae; Streptophyta; Magnoliopsida; Poales; Poaceae
Source: the annotation of a GenBank genome assembly
AUGAAGCUUGAGUUGCUCGCGUUUUAUGCUAACCAACAAUUGUAUUUUCCAGGGUGUGGAAGGAUGGCACAGCACUCUGAGAAUGCGGCAGAGAACAUGAUGAGCGGCAUCAUGGACGCCAUCGCCGACAAGCUCCCCAAGCAAAAGUCGGUCAGGUUCGAUGAUGAGGGCUCCAUCUCCGGCCAAGCCAAGAAGCUCUUCGGCGGCCACAAGUCUGUGCACCACGUCCUCGGCGGUGGAAAAUCCGCCGACGUGCUACUGUGGAGGAACAAGAAGAUCUCAUCCAGCGUUCUUGCUGUUGCAACAGCUGCCUGGGUCUUCUUCGAGUGGCUCGACUACCAUUUCUUGACCAUCGUAUCAUUUGUGCUUGUUCUUGGCAUGGUUGUCCAGUUCGGAUGGUCCAGCUUCGCAGGCAUGCUCAAUGGGUCUCCUUCUAACGUGCCCCGUGUGGAGUUACCCGAAGAGCUGUUUGCAAAUAUGGGCGCCGCUGUCGGCGCCCAGGUGAACAAAUUCUUGGGAAGCCUUCAGGAUGUGUCCUGUGGAAGAGACCUGAAGCAGUUCCUCAUGGUGAUCUCCGGAUUCAUUGUCGCCGCUUUCAUUGGGAGCUGGUUCAGUCUCAUCACCGUCAUCUACAUCGGGUUUGUGUGUGCACACACCUUACCAGUGUUCUAUGAGAGGUAUCAUGAUCAAGUCGAUGAGGUUCUGUACAACAUGCUUGGGUUGAUUGGGAGUCAGUACCAGAAGCUUGACAAGGGCGUCUUGAGCAAGAUGCCUAAAGGGAACCUCAAGUUCAGGAAGAGCCAGUAG